Molecule: messenger RNA, 860 nt
Organism: Otolemur garnettii (small-eared galago)
Lineage: Eukaryota; Metazoa; Chordata; Mammalia; Primates; Galagidae
Gene: CENPM
Product: centromere protein M
Exons: 6
Coding region: 86-628 (180 amino acids)
Source: RefSeq, a predicted model, not a curated record
CCCAAAGCCUAGCACUUGGGGCGGAGUCCCGGCAGUUUGAAAGUCUAGCGCGCACCCUGGAGCGGCGGUUUGGCCUGCAACUGGGAUGUCGGUGUUGAGACCACUGGACAAGCUGCCUGGCCUGGACAGUGCCACCAUCUUGCUGGUGGGCGCGGAGGAUGCUCAACUACAGCAGCUAGCGGACUCGAUGCUCAAGGAGGACUGCGCCUCCCAGCUGAAGGUCCACUUGGCAAGGUCCCUCCCAUUGCCCACCAAUGUGAGUCGGCCCCGAAUUGAUCUGAUUGUGUUUGUGGUUAACCUUCACAGCAAAUACAGCCUCCAGGUCACAGAGGAGUCCCUGCACCAUGUAGACACCAGUUUCUUCUUGGGGAAGGUGUGCUUCCUCGCCACAGGCGCUGGGCAGGAGAACCACUGCAGCAUUCAUCGGCACACCAUUGCGAAGCUGGCCCACACCUACCGAAGCCCACUGCUCUUCUGUGACCUGGAGGUGGAGAGCUUUCGGGCCACCAUCGCACAGCGCCUCGUGCGCAUGCUCCAGAUCUGCGCUGGCCACGUGCCUGGUGUCUCGGCGGUGAACCUGCUGUCCCUGCUGAGGAGCUCCGAGAGCCCCUCCCUCGAGGAUCUGUGAGGGCCAGUGGCCCCUGAGCUAACCUUCCCCAAAGCCUGGUGCCAGCUCCGUCGUUGUUGGCAGGGACACCUCAGGGCUUGCUGGGCCCUGGGUCAGCUGCAGUGCUCUCGCAGGUUGCCGGCAGGGAGGGUGCAUAGCCUGUGCCAGAGCUUUGUGCCUUUAACUGCCAAACAUGUGACAUUGCUACUUAAGAUUUUGUUUGAACAAAAGGGUCUGCGGCUGAAAAAAAUUU